AUGGUUUCAGUGACUACCAGGUACCUGAGAUAUAUUCUCUUCGGAGUUUUUGGACUUGUAAUACUCCUCUUCAUUUCUUCUUCGUCCUCUGAUAUACCUUCCAACAUAAUAGAGAAAGGCAAAAAAUGGACUGGUAUUCCCUCAAGGCUUUCUCAUUCAAACUUCUCAUCUCCGGUCGUAUCACCUAUCGCAUCACCGAUCGCAUCACCGGUUGUAGACACGACACUAGAUGAGGAAGUAAGCCUACCCCCAGUGGUAGUAGAGGUUUCCAAGAUGAAUGCAACUUUUGUUACUCUGGCCCGUAAUUCAGAUGUUUGGCAAAUUGCCCGGUCCAUCCGGCAAGUCGAAGACCGGUUUAACAGAAAAUAUAACUAUGAUUGGGUGUUCUUAAACGACGAACUAUUUGAUGAAAACUUUAAGAAAGUAACUACCGCACUUGUAUCUGGUACAACUCAUUAUGGAAAGAUACCUGAAGAACACUGGUCUUUUCCACCUCACAUAGACCAAGAAAGAGCGCGUAAAGUUCGUGAGGAUAUGGGUGCCAAGAAAAUUAUUUACGGUGAUUCUAUCAGUUAUCGACACAUGUGUCGUUUUGAGUCUGGCUUCUUCUUUCGACAACCAUUAAUGAACAAGUAUGAGUGGUACUGGAGAGUUGAGCCAAGCGUUGAACUCUUCUGCGAUAUCAACUACGAUGUUUUCAAAUACAUGGCAGAUCAUAAGAAGAAAUAUAGCUUUGUUCUGAGUCUCUAUGAAUACGUGGAAACAAUCCCUACACUCUGGGAUAGCACUAAAAAGUUUAUAAAAGCCCACCCAGAACAUAUCGCAAAAGAUAAUUCAAUGGGAUUCCUAAGUGAUGAUGGAGGUGAAAGCUUUAAUCGUUGCCACAUGUGGUCUAACUUUGAGAUCGGAAAUCUCGAUUGGCUUCGGUCUCGUGCUUAUCUUGAUUAUUUUGAUAGUCUUGACCAAGACGGAGGAUUCUUUUAUGAAAGAUGGGGUGACGCUCCAAUACAUUCCAUUGCAGCAAGUCUUUUGCUCAAGAAAGAUGAGAUCCACUUUUUUAAUGACAUCGCCUACUAUCAUGUACCAUUCACUCAUUGUCCGACGGAAGAGAAAAUAAGGCUCGACCAGAAAUGUCAUUGUGAUCCAAAAGAAAACUUUGAUUGGAAGGGCUAUUCUUGUACCUCUAGAUUCUUCGAAAUAAACGGUAUGAAGAAACCUGAAGGAUACGAAAAGCAACAAGAUUAA
Blumeria graminis f. sp. triticale is the source of this 1245-nucleotide messenger RNA. Lineage: Eukaryota; Fungi; Ascomycota; Leotiomycetes; Helotiales; Erysiphaceae. The record is from the annotation of a GenBank genome assembly.